UUCAUCAUUUUGCUUCUCGCCAAAAUCAAAGAGUUACUCAGCUCCGAUCAUUGUCUCCGAAUAUCUUCUGCUCUAAGAUUCAUGGUGAAUAGUUUACCGUCACUCUCUCCACGCGAAUCUUAGCUCUGUGAGAAGCCCUAACUCGCUGCUUUGGAAACUAUCGAGCUCGUCCCCUUUCGGAGCAUUCGUAUAUAGUUGUGCCGGCGGGUUGGUUCCUGAUCGGGCUAGCAUUUGGAGUUUGAACAGUUUGAGGCUGCAAUGAAUUCGUCAUUAAACGGAUCUCCACAGAAGAGAGGGGAAAGAGAGGGAGUUUCGAAUAAGCCACAGCCUGUAAAGUCACAUCCCGCAAACACUUCAAAUGCAGCAUUCAAUGGGAAAGCUGGAAGCUUGAAAAAGCAUUCGCGCGAUAGUUUAGUGUACCUCACAACAUGUACGAUUGGGCAUCAUGUGGAAGUGCAUCUGAAAAAUGGAUCGGUGUAUAGUGGUAUAUUUCAUGCUGCUGAUGUAGAGAAGAAUUUUGGAAUCAUUCUAAAGAUGGCAUCCUUGAUUAAGGAAGGUAUUUUACGAGGGCAUAAAUCCCGUUCCGAAUUUGUCAGAAAGCCACCUUCCAAGACACUCAUUAUACCUGCGGAUGAACUUGUGCAAGUUGUAGCUAAGGAUCUCUCUGUAUCCAGUGACGGAAUGUUAAAUGCCGUUCAGAGUGAGAAGCCGAUGGAGCUGUUGACGGACUCUUCUAUAUCACAGUCUAGUCAUGUUAAUCACGGAAGAGUGCUACAACGCUGGGUACCUGAUGAGGAUGCUCCACAGGGUCUAGAAAAUGUGUUUGAUAACCCUUGGAAUAGGGGAUGGGAUCAGUUUAAGGCGAAUGAGUCACUGUUUGGAGUAAAGAGCACUUUCGAUGAGGAACUCUAUACCACAAAAAUUGAGAGAGCUACUCGGACUAGAGAGCUCGAAGAGCAAGCCGUGAGAAUUGCAAGAGAGAUUGAGGGUGAGAAUACCCGAGAUCUUCAUGUGGCAGAGGAAAGAGGCCUUCAGCUUAAUGAGAAAUUUGAUAUUGACGAGGAAACUAAAUACUCAGCUGUCCGUCCAGUUGAUGGCUUUGAUGAUAGUGGGUUUGAUGAAGAGGAAGACAAAUUGCUGGAUACUAGCAACGAUCAGACUUUUGGUGGUUCAUCUACUUCUGAUGGCCAGAAGUCAGCUUCUUCUAGUGGCAAGGGCUAUGAAAAAAUACGGGGUGACAGUCAGCCUCCUCGGAAAGAUACAAAUGUAGAUCAAAGCUGCUCGAUAUCUGGUGAGCAGAGAUCCAGAGAAUCUCCUGCCCCAGGCGGCAGUAUCAGUGAGAGCCAGCUGGGUGAGCGAAGAAACAACAGUAAUCCAGAGGUUUCCCCCAGUAACAGAAUAAUUUCAACAUCCCCUGAGGAAUCAGUUUCUGGUCAUGGAGAUAUCAACGAAGGUCCAAAACUUGGUGGUGGUGGUGCAACCUCGGUGACGAAGGCUGUUGCUGAGAGAGAAAAACAAGUCAGUCAAGUUUCUGGUAAAACAAAACCUGACAUCUCUUCUAGAAGUUCAGAAAGCCGCCCAGCUCCUUCAACAUCAAGUCGUCCUAGACUAUCACCAAGCUCCUCCAUUGGUUCUUUGUCGUCAUCAGAAAAGUCCACGCUUAAUCCGAAUGCAAAGGAAUUCAAACUCAAUCCAAACGCAAAGAGUUUCAAACCAUCACAAUCUCCAGCUCCUGUGCGGCCUCAAUCUCCAGUAGCAGAUGCCUCCUUCUACUACCCUGCUGGUCCUGUUCAGCAGAUGCCUGGAAUGCCUGUUAGUUACGGGAUGCAACCGCAAUAUCCUGGCCAGCAGCAGCAGCAGAUGAUGUAUUAUCAUGGCCAGCAACAUCUUCAAACAUAUUAUCCUCCAGGUGCACAGCCCCAGUAUCCGCAGCAGCAGCAGCAGCAGCAGCAGCAGCAGAUGAUGCUUGGUCAGCCUAGGCCGCCAGUUGUCUACAUGCCGCCGCCUCAUUACCAGCCGGAAAAUCCAUAUAAUCAUGGACGAGAGUAAAAAAACCUGAUGGUGAUGAUGUUGCUUUUUUUGUGUGAAGGACCUGAACGAACCAACCCUCUGUUUUGGUUUACGCUCUUAAUUUCUUCCUUACCCCAAGUUACUGAAACCAUGUUCGUCUUCUUUUUAGCUUUCCCGAUCGGAAAUUUUAAUCUGUAAUAAAAAAAAAAGAAAAAAAAAAGGAACGAUCUAUAUGUACUUGUCUGUUUUCUUGUAUCUGAAAAGAACGGAUAUACAUAUUUUAGAGUUUAGGUU
This is a messenger RNA of Eutrema salsugineum, 2304 nucleotides long. RefSeq names its product polyadenylate-binding protein-interacting protein 4. Gene Ontology annotation, molecular function: RNA binding. The transcript is spliced from 14 exons. Bases 259 to 2049 code for a protein of 596 amino acids. Lineage: Eukaryota; Viridiplantae; Streptophyta; Magnoliopsida; Brassicales; Brassicaceae. Gene Ontology annotation, cellular component: cytoplasmic stress granule. Gene Ontology annotation, biological process: cytoplasmic stress granule assembly. The record is from RefSeq and is a predicted model, not a curated record.